This is a messenger RNA of Procambarus clarkii (red swamp crayfish), 4021 nucleotides long. RefSeq lists its product as uncharacterized. NCBI's taxonomy places the organism in Eukaryota, Metazoa, Arthropoda, Malacostraca, Decapoda, Cambaridae. The record is from RefSeq and is a predicted model, not a curated record.
GCGGGAUAUAUUUCAUUCAUAGAGCACGUGUAUGGCUCGUCUUCUCUGGCAGGGGGAAGCGUGUGUGCAUAUAUCGGGUCGUAUAUCGUCGGUAUACCUCCUGCAGGUGCUCUUCUCGUCGGUAUAUACCUCCUGCAGGAGCCUCUUCUUUGUAAUGGCUACGGCAAGAGGCAGAGACGGGCUGGAGGAGAUGUCGCAGGAAGAUUUCCUGAAGGAGGCGGUGACGGCGCCCAUGUCGGAAGAUCAGCGGUGGCUCCGGCGGCCCUCCCGCCCCUACACCAGCUAUAGCCAGAGAUGGCGUGGCAACAGCAGGAAGCGUGGAGAUCGAGGCCAGGACGCCUGGAGGAGCUCAUCUUACCAGCAGGCCAGGGGAGGCUUCACGCCCUCCCAGGGGUCCAGGAGGGACGGGAUGAGACCCGGAGUGAUGAUAGCCCACGAGCCCCAUCCCAGACGGCCGCUACCUCUCAGGUCGAACCCCUCAGCCCGGCCUUUUGAGUCCAUCCUGACGUUAGGGAGUCACGAGGCUUCAACAGUAAAGGAGGGGCCCGGACGUCAGGAGGAGGGGAAGGUCAUCUUGGACAUGGAAGCGGUGGCGAACAACGCGCAGCCAGCUCAUAAGGUCAACUUUGUCCUGGGCCAACUACUGCCAGUUAAGGCAGGUCGCAAUUAUCACUUCCUUCCCGUUCAGGACCUGGCUCUCCUCCGGCGAGAUACCAUACUCAAGCUGCUGGUAGGGAUGCUGAACACUGGGGAGCGAGGGGUGGUGUACCUGGGCGUCCAGGAUGGCGGUCGAGUAGAAGGGGUCUCCUGCGAGCCCCAGAUCCUCGGUCAGUUCGUCGAGGGACUCAUGAAGAGCAUUCAGUUCUACCUGAUGCCCCGACUCCACGCCCCUCAGUACGGAGUGAGGUACACCAAUGUGUUGACAUCGAAGGAUCAGAUCCUGAAUAACGUGUGGGUGGUGGAGCUCCACGCCGUCCCCAAGAUGCAACACUACUACAACGCUGUGAUGGACAUGGAUUACCACAUCCGCCACAACACCCACACCGAGACGCUCCCCUUCCCCUCCUUCUGCAGCGCCAUCGUCGCCACCACCUCCAGGCCCUACCAGCAAGAGACGAGCAAGUUAGAGCAGAAGGUGAAGCUCCUGGAGAAGGCGCUGCAGGAGAGAGGAGUGGACAUCUCCUCUGUGGGGCCUCACGUGUGCGACAACUGCUGGUUCGCCGACUGCCCUGCACAAUGUUAUGGAAGGGCGCCUGUGGUGUGCGGCAGCAGACGCUAACGCCGAAGUCGGCUGUUAGUAAGGGUCGCAGCGAGUGAGAGACGGGUCAAUUUAGGUAUAACCCUAUGUAACACUCCCAUAUAAUGCCAGGCUACUGAUGUAAAACACUGACAAGUUCCUAUAUAACACCAUAUAACUGACUCAAGACAGUAACAAGCUCCUAUAUAAUGCCAUAUAGCUGACACCAGACUGUAACAAGCUCCUAUAUAAUGCCAUAUAGCUGACACCAGACUGUGACAAGCUCCUAUAUAAUGGCAUGCAACUGACACAAGACAGUAGGCACCAGCUCCUAUAUAAAGCUAGGCAACUGACACAAGACAGUGACAAACUCCUAUAUAAUGCCAUACAUUUGACACAAGACAGUGACAAGUUCCUAGUAACGCCAUACAACUAAGACAGUGGCCAGCUCCUGUAUAAUAACAUACAACUGACAUAAAACAAUGGGCCAGCUCCUAUACAACGACAUAAAACAAUGGGCCAGCUCCUAUACAACGACAUAAAACUAUGGGCCAGCUCCUAUACAACGACAUAAAACAAUGGGUCAGCUCCUAUACAACGACAUAAAACAAUGGGCCAGCUCCUAUACAACGACAUAAAACAAUGGGCCAGCUCCUAUACAACGACAUAAAACAAUGGCCAGCUCCUAUACAACGACAUAAAACUAUGGGCCAGCUCCUAUACAACGACAAAACAAUGGCCAGCUCCUAUACAACGACAUAAAACUAUGGGCCAGCUCCUAUACAACGACAUAAAACUAUGGGCCAGCUCCUAUACAACGACAUAAAACUAUGGGCCAGCUCCUAUACAACGACAUAAAACAAUGGGCCAGCUCCUAUACAACGACAUAAAACAAUGGGCCAGCUCCUAUACAACGACAUAAAACAAUGGGCCAGCUCCUAUACAACGACAUAAAACUAUGGGCCAGCUCCUAUACAACGACAUAAAACAAUGGCCAGCUCCUAUACAACGACAUAAAACUAUGGGCCAGCUCCUAUACAACGACAUAAAACAAUGGCCAGCUCCUAUACAACGACAUAAAACUAUGGGCCAGCUCCUAUACAACGACAUAAAACUAUGGGCCAGCUCCUAUACAACGACAUAAAACAAUGGCCAGCUCCUAUACAACGACAUAAAACAAUGGCCAGCUCCUAUACAACGACAUAAAACAAUGGCCAGCUCCUAUACAACGACAUAAAACUAUGGGCCAGCUCCUAUACAACGACAUAAAACUAUGGGCCAGCUCCUAUACAACGACAUAAAACUAUGGGCCAGCUCCUAUACAACGACAUAAAACAAUGACCAGCUCCUAUACAACGACAUAAAACAAUGGGCCAGCUCCUAUACAACGACAUAAAACAAUGACCAGCUCCUAUACAACGACAUAAAACAGUGGGCCAGCUCCUAUACAACGACAUAAAACAAUGGCCAGCUCCUAUACAACGACAUAAAACAAUGGCCAGCUCCUAUACAACGACAUAAAACAAUGGGUCAGCUCCUAUACAACUGACAUAAAACAAUGGGUCAGCUCCUAUACAACGACAUAAAACAAUGGGUCAGCUCCUAUACAACGGCAUAAAACAAUGGCCAGCUCCUAUACAACGACAUAAAACAAUGGGUCAGCUCCUAUACAACGACAUAAAACAAUGGCCAGCUCCUAUACAACGACAUAAAACAAUGGGCCAGCUCCUAUACAACGACAUAAAACAAUGGGCCAGCUCCUAUACAACGACAUAAAACAAUGGGCCAGCUCCUAUACAACGACAUAAAACUAUGGGCCAGCUCCUAUACAACGACAUAAAACAAUGACCAGCUCCUAUACAACGACAUAAAACAAUGGGCCAGCUCCUAUACAACGACAUAAAACUAUGGGCCAGCUCCUAUACAACGACAUAAAACAAUGGGCCAGCUCCUAUACAACGACAUAAAACUAUGGGCCAGCUCCUAUACAACGACAUAAAACAAUGGGCCAGCUCCUAUACAACGACAUAAAACUAUGGGCCAGCUCCUAUACAACGACAUAAAACUAUGGGCCAGCUCCUAUACAACGACAUAAAACUAUGGGCCAGCUCCUAUACAACGACAUAAAACAGUGGGCCAGCUCCUAUACAACGACAUAAAACAGUGGGCCAGCUCCUAUACAAUGGUUAUCUUUCCUCAAUUAUAACGGCUUGGUUUACUUUGAUUAAAGAGUUUAAGAACUCCAAAGCGUUACGAGGUGAUUGGUAACAAAAUAACAUUAAUAACCUCGGGUUGUGAAGUUUACCAGGUCGUAAACUUUUUUGUUGUAAAUAAUUACAUACUUAAGCCGUUAUGACUUAAGGAAAGAUGUACAGGUUUCGUGAGUUUACACACGUAAAUCCUCUGAUGAAUCUUAAGACUCAGCUGGAAGCGAAGGAGACCAUUAGCUGAGAUGAGAUAUCUGCUGCUGAGAUAGCAGCAGUGUGAUAGACUCUGAAGUUUUGAAAUAGAAAGUUUUUUGUUCAAAGUUCUACUUUUUUUCUUCGUGUUUCUAUUUUAUAUAUAAAAUCGUUUUGUGAUGAUAAACAUUGCAACGUGGAAAAGAUGCAAAAGAAUAUGUUUGACUUAUUUAAUAUUAAUUUUUAUUUUAAUUUAAAGACAACUUGCUCUAUUUACGGGGUUUACCCUCGUUUUUUUUUUAUAUCCACACUAUUUAAUUUUUUUUUAUGAAAUUAAAUGUUUUUAAUGUUCAUAUAAACAUGUGUUUAAAAAUUAUGUAAUUUU